Molecule: messenger RNA, 2518 nt
Organism: Myotis brandtii (Brandt's bat)
Lineage: Eukaryota; Metazoa; Chordata; Mammalia; Chiroptera; Vespertilionidae
Gene: CPT1C
Product: carnitine palmitoyltransferase 1C
Exons: 18
Coding region: 295-2349 (684 amino acids)
Biological process (GO): carnitine metabolic process; fatty acid metabolic process
Cellular component (GO): mitochondrion
Molecular function (GO): carnitine O-palmitoyltransferase activity
Source: RefSeq, a predicted model, not a curated record
GCGGGGAUAGGACGCCGAGAUUGGAAGGGGGCGGGGACAGAACCAGGGACUGGAAUACCGGGGAGGCACACGCGAGACAGGAAUCGGGGUUCCUGUGUGUGGGGUGAUCCGGGGCGUGCAGGAACUCCGGAAGCCCACCGACCAAAUCGUGGACUCGUCGCCCUGGGUUGCCUAUGUCUAUGCAAGUGGGAGACAGGCCUGGCGCUCCAAAUCGGGGGUCGGGGAGGCGUCAUCCGGCUUGGUCCCCAGGAUCCUAUCGGCGGACCCCCGACCCAGCGUAGGGCCCGGCGGGACAUGGCUGAAGCGCACCAAGCCGUGGGCUUCCGACCCUCACUGACCUCGGACGGGGCGGAAGCGGACCUCAGUGCCUCGGCGCUGCAGGACAUCUACCUGUCCGGACUGCGCUCCUGGAAAAGGCAUCUCUCCCGGUUCUGGAAUGACUUUCUCACUGGUGUGUUCCCUGCCAGCCCCCUCAGCUGGCUCUUCCUCUUCAGUGCAAUCCAGCUCGCCUGGUUCCUCCAGCUGGAUCCUUCCCUGGGACUGACGGAGAAGAUUAAAGAGUUGCUGCCAGAUUGGGGUGGACAGCACCACAGGCUUCGCGGGGUCCUGGCGGCCGCACUGUUUGCUUCCUGCCUCUGGGGAGCCCUGAUCUUCACACUUCACGUGGCUCUCAGGCUGCUGCUGUCCUACCACGGCUGGCUCCUCGAACCCCACGGAGCCAUGUCCUCACCCACCAAGACUUGGCUGGCCCUGGUCCGCAUCUUCUCCGGCCGCCACCCAAUGCUCUUCAGUUACCAGCGCUCCCUGCCGCGCCAGCCAGUGCCCUCGGUGCAGGACACCGUGCGCAAGUACCUGGAGUCCGUCCGGCCUGUCCUUUCGGACGAGGAUUUCGACUGGACGGCGGGCCUGGCUCAGGAAUUCCUGAGGCUGCAGGCGUCGCUGCUGCAGUGGUACCUGCAGCUCAAGUCCUGGUGGGCGUCCAAUUACGUCAGUGACUGGUGGGAAGAGUUCGUGUACCUUCGCUCCCGCAACUCGCUGAUGGUGAAUAGCAACUAUUAUAUGAUGGACUUCCUGUAUGUCACGCCCACACCCGUGCAGGCUGCUCGCGCUGGGAACGCUGUGCACGCCCUGCUCCUCUACCGCCACCGCCUGAACCGCCAGGAGAUCCUGCCGACGUUGCUGAUGGGAAUGCGGCCCUUGUGCUCCGCCCAGUAUGAGAAGAUAUUCAACACCACGCGGGUGCCUGGGACCCAGAAAGGUGAGACCCUCUCUCCCCUCCUGGCUCUGGGAGGCGGGACAGUCUGGCGGGGCCACGACCGCUGGUAUGACAAGUCCUUCACCCUCAUCGUCUUCUCCAACGGCAAGCUGGGCCUCAGCGUGGAGCACUCGUGGGCGGACUGCCCCGUCUCAGGGCACAUGUGGGAGUUCACUCUGGCCACCGAAUGCUUCCAGCUGGGCUACUCGGUGGACGGCCACUGCAAGGGCCAUCCUGAGCCCUCCCUGCCCCGGCCCCAGCGGCUACACUGGGACCUUCCAGACAAGGUCCACCUGUCCAUCGCGCUCGCCCUGAGGGCAGCCAAGACCUUGUCCGGAGACACGGACUGCCACGUCUUCCCCUUCUCCCACUUCGGCAAGAGCUUCAUCAAGCGCUGCCACCUGUCCUCAGACAGCUUCAUCCAGGUGGCCUUGCAGCUGGCCCACUUCCGGGACAGGGGUCACUUCUGCCUGACUUAUGAGUCAGCCAUGACGCGCCUGUUCCUGGAAGGCCGGACGGAGACGGUGCGGUCUUGCACGCGGGAAGCCUGCAACUUCGUGCGAGCCAUGGAGGACAGAGAGAAGACAGACUCCCAGUGCCUCUCCCUGUUCCGCCUGGCGGUGGACAAGCACCAGGCUCUGCUGAAGGCGGCCAUGAGCGGGCAGGGCGUGGACCGCCACCUGUUCGCACUCCACAUCGUGUCCCAGCUCCUCCACCUGCAGGCGCCCUUCCUGGACCAGGUUCACUCGGAGCAGUGGCAGCUGGCCACCAGCCAGAUCCCUGUGCAGCAAACCCACCUGUUUGACGUCCACAACUACCCCGACUACGUGUCCUCCGGUGGAGGGUUUGGGCCUGUGGAUGACCACGGCUACGGUGUUUCUUACAUCUUCAUGGGGGAUGACACGGUCACCUUCCACAUUUCCAGCAAAAAAUCAAGCACAAAAACGGACUCCCACCGGCUGGGGCAGCACAUUGAGGACGCGCUGCUGGACGUGGCCUCCCUGUUCCAGGAGGGGCAGCGUCUGAAGCGAGGGUGCCGGGGGCGGGGGGAGGAGGACGCGGGGAACCGGCGUGGGUCUCUCCCCGGCCACUAGGGGCUCCGGGGCACCCCUGCCGCCCACCAACCUGUGAUCUCUUCCGGCCGGACCUGGUCUCCCCGGGAAGUCGUGGGCGGGUCUCCGUGGCUGGGCUGGUGCAGGACGGAGGCACCCUGUUUGGGCUUGGAAACCCCACAUCUGGUCCAAUAAAGAUGUGUGAGCUGGG